Messenger RNA from Spodoptera littoralis (African cotton leafworm), 4396 nucleotides. NCBI's taxonomy places the organism in Eukaryota, Metazoa, Arthropoda, Insecta, Lepidoptera, Noctuidae. The record is from the annotation of a GenBank genome assembly.
CACGAAACUGCAUGACGGACCACAGUCUCACAACGACUCACACUCGCGCGGACGCGACACCGAACAUAAAUAACCUCUUUAUUUAAUCUGUGCACUGUCGAUAGCCUAUUUUUUUUCUAUUGACUUUGUAACGAGCUGUCAGAUUGUAAUUUUCCCGCGUAAUUGAAUGAGGUUAUAAUUUUUUUUUUGUGUUUGUAAACAAUCCGAGUUUUAUUAAUGUAUUUUUAAGUGGUUUUCUAAGCGGAAGUUAGUGAGAAAUCAUACGGUUUAUAGUGUGUUCGUUUGUGAUUAUAAAGUGAUUAUUGUGUAUUUUUUUUUGCUUUUAAAAGUGUUCCCGCGUCAUGUGUUCAAAUUUUGAAUUCUGAAGUUCGAUCGCCACCAGUCGUUAGGACAACGUCGGGCCAGGCGGACAUGACAACAUAACGCCGCCAUGUUUAAUUUCUUUAAGAGGAAAGGCGGGAAACCCGAGGCCGCGCCGGCUACGCCCGACGACGCCCGAAAACUCCCGAACCCCGACCAUACGAAAUUAACAUCAGUUACGACGCGCGCGCAACGAAACGAAGAGCCAAACGAAAAAUUCAACACAAUACGUAAAGAUGUAGUGAAUCUAUUGUUACCCGAGACUGAUUAUAAUAACCAGAAGUCUGGCGUCGGUGCUAUCCUGCAGAUUAUGGCUGGGAAAAGAAAGAAGGGGAAGCGAAGAAAUGUGCGCACUGAAUCGUGUAGGAUCAGCCCCUUGAAAGAGACGAACAUAUUGCAAAGGAGUAAUUCUGAUCGGAAGGCGAGUGACGUACCCGUUCCCACACAAGCCAAAAAUACACCAGACGAUGCGGACUUUGUUAAAGCUUUGGUACUGCAGAAAUAUUCUAAGAGCAACGAUAAUAAGGAACACGUGUCGCUUGUGUACGUGAACGAUCCUGAUUUGGAUGAAAAAAAACAUGCGAGGCAUUACUUCGUGAGAUCGCGCGCACUAUAGACUGUACGGUAGACAAGUUAAAUGAGACCAAACAGAUGGGUGCGACAGAUAGCAAAAUAAAGAGCGAACCUCUUUACGAGAGCAUUGACGAACGAAAUUUGAAUUAUAGAAAUGAAUUAAAAGAUGAAUUGGACAAAUUGUUGGAUGCGGACAAUGAGAACAAAGAAGCUGUUAACACUGAAGUUGAAUCGCCUGGAAUUUCGAAGAAGUCCAACUUAAAGCCUCCUAGGUCUGAUACGGAAGGCUGUUCAGACGACGACAGGUCGGACUGUGGGAAAAAAGAGUCACAUUCAGAAAACACAUAGUCUUCGAUGAUGGUGAGCAACAAACUGACGAAGAAGUCGGUUCCUCCUUCGAGUCCCUCUCUUCUGAAGAUGAGGAAUUUCUAGAAGACGCUGACGACAUUAUUUUCGCUGAUAACACUACUGUUAUCAAUGUAAAUGGUAGUCAAAAUGAUAAUGAAAAAGUGACUAUAAAAAUCGAGAGUCCAGACUCGUUGAAAAGGAUUUCCAGUGACAAUAGUGAUAGUGGGUUUAUAGAAAUAGGUGAUAAAAGUGAGGUUACAGACAAAUGUGAGAGCAGUGAGAGUGAGAGUGAAGGAGAAGUGAGUGGAAGUGAGAGUGAGACUGAGGAGGAGAUUAUAGAAGAAAUUAUUGAAGAGAUUGAAGAAAUUAGUAUUUGUGAGCCUUUUGAAGUUGAUCAUGGGAGCCAUCCGGAUGAGCCGAAAACUUUAGUAUCCCAGGACUCAAAAUUCCAGUCGCAGGUUGCCUCUCUGACAGACUUAGAAGACACAAGAUGUUCUGAAGCAGAAAAAACGAGGGAACUGAUUGCUGCGUAUAGAAAAGAAAUCGAAGAAAAGGAGCAGGAAAUACAACAAUUAAAAUGCGAGCUCGCAGCGGCAUACAAGGAGUCCGAACUGGUCCGGCAGAGGAGCAGAUCAUUGGAAGAGGAGCUGACGGCAGCCAGGACCUGCUCCUCAAACCUCGCUGACCAAUUGCACAGGCGGAAUGAUGAAUCACUACGCCAGAUUCGUGCAGAAUUAGAAGAUGUGCUCGGACAGCGAGCAGAGCUUGAGUCCAGAGUGCUGGCGCUCGAGCGAGACAAGGAACGGCUCGAGCAGGAGAAGAUACUGCAAGAGCAGAAGGCUCAGGAGGCAUUAUCAGCGGCAGAAGCAUGCACGACCAAAUGGCGCGCUGCCCACGAGGCGGCUCGGUCGCAGGCGGCCGCGCGAGCUGAGCGCAUGCUGGCAGACUGCGAGUGGAAGAUGAGGGAAUUGGAGAAACGGGCGCGAGACGCUGAGAAACAUAAUAAAGAGCUAACAGCCACAGUAGACCAGCUCAAAUCGGACCCUAAACCAUCACCAGCUCAAGUAGCCGAACUCCAACAGCUUCGAGGACUGGUCACUGAACAGCAGCGCUCAGUGCAAUCUCUAACUUUGCAACUCCAAAGAGUAGACACGAGAGAAGAGGCUCUUAAGCUAGAAGUCCAUAGACUGAAGGAGUUACUAGAGAGGGAGACGUGUAGUGGAAAGGAGAAGGAUGAGAGAUAUCGUAAGGAAAUACAACACCUCAAAGAUGAGCACUCGAAAUCUCUAGAAACUCUACGAUCAGAUCUCCAAUCUGCGGCAGCUAGUUCGAGAGCAGCGCUUGAAAGGAGUCAUGCUGAGCGUACCCGUGCAGCGCUCGCCCAGUUACGUGCUGAGGCACAACAAGAUGCCAGGAAUGCUGAUAGAAAGCUCCGAGAGGUUACUGCAAGGCUUCGACGAUAUUCGAGCGAGGCUUACCGCUCGGGAGCGAGCGGCCGAGCAGGAGUCCAAAGCCAAGGAUAAGGAGCUCCACCAACUGAGGGGCGAAGUCGCCAGACUCACCAAGCUGCUAUUCGAACAAAACACUCCAAAAUUAGGCGCACGAACAAGAGCUGAUGGUUGCGAGACUGCGCCCCCCGAGGAGACGGCAGCGGAGCCCCGGCGCAAGGGUGGGACUCUUCGAACACCCGAACCAAUCCGGAAGAACUCGAUGCUAUCCGAUUUCAGCCGAGCUCGUCUAACUCCCGUAGAAAUUCAAGGAGGUCGUCCGCGGGCCAAAAGCGUGGAUCUACCGGCAGUGCAAGUGCCAGUUAGGAUAAAGCAAUUGGAAGAGAGGAAUAAAGAAUAAAGUAAUUAGUUUUUUAUUGUACAUUGGCGAUUUGAGACCUUAUUUUUUGCUUGUUGAAGUGUGAUUUGGAAUUGAAAUCUUUCGAUUUAGGAGUAUUUUCUUAGGUACAAAAUUAAAACUGCGUCGGAAGCUGUGACUUAGAUUCUCGCAGUCCUAAUUAAAGUUACUAUUUUCUUCGUCAUCAUAUCAUAUCAUCAGCCAUAAGACACCCACUGCCUCACAUACUCCUCCACAUUGGCUGAUCACCACAUCAAUCGGUUGUAAGCGUCCUUCAUCCAGCGACUUCAUGCGAGUAUUGUUAUACACAAAACUAACAAUCUUCUAUAUAUUAAAUUUAAACGAUAAUGUGCCAUUUUGACUCAACCCUUAAGCUCAUUAUCAUGCCCCCUAAUUCAAUAGUGACUCGACAUCUCAGCCAAUGUAUUAUUAAAAACUAUUUAGUUCUAUAAAAUGAUUCUCAAUUUAGUAACUUAGUAGUCAGUCGUUUUUUAAACUUAUUAAUUUCAUGAUAAUCUAAGUAUAAGUACAGAAGAUAGAGCUUCUUCCCUUGAUUCGAAAUAGAAGAGUUUCUAUCUCUGGCACCGGUCACUGAAGACUUUGAGAUCAACAUUUCUAGUAAAAAUAUAAAAAGCUUGGAUUAAAAUGAUUUUUCUUAUUGAGCAUAAUGGAAAAAAAUCUGAAAUUCAGGUUAGCCGACUGACUAAAAAAGUUAAAUUCUCUAAUACUUUAUACUCUUUUGCUUAUUCGCCUUUAAUACCGAAGAGAAAGGGUAUCAAACGUAUACUAUUAAAUAAUAUAAGUGCAAUAAUAAUAAUAUUUAAUAGAUAUUUUAAUAAUACUCAUUAUUAUUAUUUAAUGUAAAAUAACAUCUGCAAAGAAUAUUAUAUUGAUGUCUUACUAAAAAAAAGUAUUUAAUGAAAUGCAAAAUUUUAAAUUUGCCAUGUAUUUUGUUUUUUUUUUCAAAUUUAUUGCGCUACUCGAUAAAACCUUUAUCAUUCGUCUCGUUUUGGGUAAAUAAUGAUCAUCAAAAAUGCAUCAUUUUUAAAAUUAAAUUCCGUUAAGUCAUUUUCCGCCACAUUGUCCUAUAAGAAAUUACCUUAAAAUGAUAAUUAAUAAGGUACUCCUCUCUAAACCACUAUUAUUUUUGAGUUAUUAAAUGAAAACGAAAUCUACUCAAAAUAAAUUAAGGUCCAAUACUUAAGGUCUGUUUCAUAAUAUCUAUAAUAGGUCUCAAUUAACUAAAGUGAAAUAUUUUUCUUAUGAAAAA